Messenger RNA from Ixodes scapularis (black-legged tick), 1892 nucleotides. It is a transcript of the gene tws, whose product is annotated as protein phosphatase PP2A 55 kDa regulatory subunit. Gene Ontology annotation, cellular component: protein phosphatase type 2A complex; cytosol. The transcript has 8 exons. Gene Ontology annotation, biological process: peptidyl-serine dephosphorylation. Gene Ontology annotation, molecular function: protein phosphatase regulator activity; protein binding. Bases 196 to 1509 code for a protein of 437 amino acids. NCBI's taxonomy places the organism in Eukaryota, Metazoa, Arthropoda, Arachnida, Ixodida, Ixodidae. The record is from RefSeq and is a predicted model, not a curated record.
UCCCGUCGUGCCCUGCGCAUUUGACGUCAUUGUGGCGCUUCUGACGGGGAGUGCGCCAUCUUGAAAUCCUUUUCUGCUGUUGGGUUGCAAAUCCAAAGCCAUCGAAUGAAAUUUAGAUGCUUAGUAGCGUCAGUAACUGUUAGCUAAUUUUUCAAGCUUAACAAAUAACGUUUUGCGCUAUUUAUCGCGACUGGAAUGGCAGGCAAUGGAGAAAUCCAGUGGUGUUUCUCCCAAGUCAAGGGGACUUUGGAUGACGACGUGACCGAAGCGGACAUAAUUUCCUGCGUCGAGUUCAACCACGAUGGAGACCUGUUGGCGACGGGGGACAAAGGGGGCCGUGUGGUUAUCUUCCAAAGGGACCCUGCGUCGUGGCAGAGCCAGCCUCGGAGAGGGGAGUACAAUGUGUACAGCACGUUUCAAAGUCACGAGCCGGAGUUUGACUACCUCAAGAGCCUGGAGAUUGAGGAGAAGAUCAACAAGAUCCGGUGGCUGCGCCGGAAGAACCAGGCGCACUUCCUCUUGUCGACCAACGACAAGACGAUCAAGCUGUGGAAGGUGUCGGAGCGGGACAAGCGCAUCGACGGCUACAGCUCCCGGGGGGACGUGGGGGGGCUGCCGGCGCUGCGUGUGCCCACCCUGCAGCCCAUGGAGCUGCUGGUGGAGGCGACACCCCGGCGCAUCUUUGCCAAUGCGCACACGUACCACAUCAAUUCCAUCUCGGUCAACAGCGACCAGGAGACGUACCUGUCCGCCGACGACCUUCGGAUCAACCUGUGGCACCUGGAGAUUACGGACCAAAGCUUCAAUAUUGUAGAUAUUAAACCGACCAACAUGGAGGAACUGACGGAAGUAAUAACGGCGGCUGAGUUCCACCCGUCUCAGUGCCAUAUGUUUGUGUACAGCAGCAGUAAGGGCACCAUCCGGCUAUGCGACAUGCGUGCGGCAGCCCUCUGCGACCAGCAUGCGAAACUGUUUGAGGAGCCGGAGGAUCCGACCAACCGGAGCUUCUUCUCCGAGAUCAUCUCGAGCAUCUCGGAUGUGCGGUUCAGCAAUAACGGCCGCUACAUGAUCUCGAGGGACUACUUGUCUGUCAAAGUGUGGGACUUGAACAUGGACAGUAAACCCGUGGAGUGCUACAAUGUGCACGAGUACCUGCGCUCGAAGCUGUGCAGCCUCUACGAGAACGACUGCAUCUUCGACAAGUUUGAGUGCUGCUGGAACGGCACGGACAGUUCCAUCAUGACGGGCUCGUACAACAACUUCUUCCGGGUGUUUGACCGGACGGCCAAAAGGGACGUGACGCUCGAGGCUUCGCGGGAAAUUGCCAAGCCCCGGACGGUGUUGAAGGCUCGAAAGGUGUGCACGGGUGGCAAGCGGAAGAAAGAAGAGAUUAGUGUGGACUGUCUUGACUUCAACCGCAAGAUCCUGCACACGGCGUGGCAUCCGCAGGAGAAUGUGGUGGCUGUGGCAGCCACCAACAAUUUGUACAUAUUCCAAGAAAAGUUUUAGCUACCGCUUGGGCUGCACGAAAUGUAAAAAUGUACAUAGUCUCAUCCCUGAACCUAGUUUUUUUUUUUUUUUGUCUUUAGGAAGUUCAUUUUAGUUUGGCCCCUCUGCAGUCCCGUUUCUAUACAACACGGGUGCCUGGAAUCAUGGUUUUGUAGAGCGUACUAAUUCUAUUUUACUUAGGCCCCCCUUGGUGUUUUGUUUCCGCCAAUUGCAUGUCGUGGAUGAUGGGGGAGGGAGAGCACUUGCUCAAAUGCUGUUGUGCUGCCCCAGAAAGCGCACUCCUACAAAAAGAAAAAAAAGAAAAAGAAAACGUGCGAGACUCUUGUCUCCCGAAUUCUCGUAUGUUGCCAGUGGACAAAAUAAACAACGUCUUAAGAAAGUGC